AUGACAAAUAAUCAAUCGGGUUAUUUUCUUAAAUUAUCAUCUCAACCAAUUGUUUUCGAACCAAUUAGUAAUGGUACAAGUGUUUUCUAUGAUAAAGAUAAUCAACAAUUAUUUUGUGUUCGUGGUUCAGGUGCAAUGGAUAGUUUUCGUUUUACUCGACGUAAAAAACAAAAUCGUCGAAUUAUAUUAAAUUCAACCAUAAAUGAAAAUCAAUUAUCAUUUAAUCAAGAACAACUAAUAAAAAAUAUUGAAAAUAAAAUUGAAAUUAUUCGUAAAAGUUAUUUUUGGCAACAAUUUGAAAAUUAUUUUCUUCAAUGGAUUAAUCAACAAAUAACAUCUAUUGAUAUAUUAUCAUAUGGUAUUGGUCAUAUAAGUUCAUCAAUAUGUUCACAAUAUCAAUAUGCAUUAUUAAAAUUAUUAGAAAGAAUAUUUGAAAAUAAAAUUCAAAAUAUUUAUCUUUAUGAUCCAAUUUGGAUAAAAGAAGAAAAUGAUUUUCUUCAAAAUAAUAAUACAUUUUCAAAAUAUGAAAUUUUAACAGAAAAUAAUCAAGCUUAUCAAAUAAUUAAUCGUUCAUCAUUUAUUUAUAUACCAUUUUGUUCAAAACCUAUACAUAAUAAUUUAAUUUAUUCAAAUUGGAAUAAAAAUAAAUUAAAAGAUAUUUUAUUUUUUGGAAAUAGUCUUGAAAAAUUUUCUAAUGAAAUACAAUUUGAUGAAAAGAAAUUUUUUUAUAUUUAUCAAGCAACAAGUUUUGCAACAGAAAUUUCAUUACCAUUAUUUGAACAUUAUAUAAAUGCUUUUAAUGAACAAGUAUUUACAUCAUUUAAUCGAACUGUUGUUCCGAUUGUUAAUGAAAAUAAAAUUAUACAAUUAAAACGAGAAAAAAAUAAAAAAAAUAUUGAGAAUAAAAAUCAAUUAGAAAAAAUAACUAUCGAACAACUAGCAGAAAAUAUUUGGUCUCUACAUAUUAGACCGAUCUAUACGAAUGAGGACGAAAUUGUUGUAAGCUCUCAUUGCGUGACUGUGAAAGGACAUCGUCAUGAACAAGCUUAUUCAUUUCGUCUUGAAGAUAAAGGUGCAAUACAAUCUAUUAAAUUCAAUCCUGAUCUUUCUGUAUUAGCCAUAAAACGUAAUUCCAAUUCAGUUGAAUUUCUUAAUUUUGCUCCUAUUCCACAAACAAUAUCAUCAUCAUGUCCAUCAACAUCAACAACAGCUACAAUACUUCAACCAGAUGCUAUUGAAUAUUCACAAUUAUCAAAAACAAAAUCAAGUAAAUUAUAUGAUUUUAAUUGGUUAUCAGAUAAAGAAAUUGUUUUUGUUACUGAUCAAUCAAUUGAACAUUAUUUAUUAAAUGCUGAAAAACGAACAUUACGUUCACUUAAACAACAUCUUGUACCAAAUACAAAUUGGCAAUUAUUUUCACGUGAAAUGAAUCUUCUACUUAUAUCAGCUGGUUCACCAUCGGGUAAUUCAUUAAUUCCAUUUUCUUUCCAUAAAAUGCAACAACAACAAUUAGUUAAAUUACCAAAAUUUGAAGUCGAUUUACCACAAGCACAAACAACUAUUCAACGUUCAAAUUCAGUUGCAUCAAAUUCAUCAACUCAAUCAGCAAAUAGACGAUGUUAUGAACUUACCGAACGUGAUUGUAUGCUUGCAACUAUCUAUGACAAAUCUUAUCUAUUAGUUAUUCGUCAAGUAUUUCGAGUUGCUGGACAAGGUUCAGUUGAAGUCGUACUCUAUCAAAUAGAAACUGAUCAUAAACCUGCUCAAAAACGUCAUAUAUUACGAUUAAAUGUAUAUGGUAAAUGUGCAUUAAAUGUUGUCGAUAAUCUUGUUUUAAUUCAUCAUCAACCAACGAAAACAACCUAUGUUUAUGAUAUAGAAGAAAAUUCCACUUCACAACAUGAUGGUUUUCAAACUAUACAUGAACCAUUACUAUCACAACUUUCUAUACAACCAAUUAAUGUUAAUUGGCAAUUAGCAUCAUCAACAAUAUCAACAUCAUCAACAACAAUUGAAUUAUAUUCAUCGAAUUGGAUUGUUUUUUUACCAAAUGUUAUUAUUGAUGUAAAAAUGGGUUGUUUAUGGUAUUUAUUAAUUAAUUUAGAUUAUUUACUUGAUCUUAUACCUGAUCGUUUACUUCUAAUUGAUAUUUUAUUAAGACGAAUACAUGGUAAAUCAUCAAUACUUACUUUACUUCGAACAUUAUUAACAAAUAUAAUUGCACCUGUACAAAUUGAUUCAAAUAAUGUAUCAAAUAUAAGUUCAUCUAAUGUACUUGAUUGGUGGAUUGAAAUUAUUGAUAGAAUAAAUCGUGUUUUUAUUGAGAAUUCUCCUAAUCGUCCAUUAUUAGAUCAAUCAGAUGUAUAUUCUGUUCUUUCAUUAUUUUCAACAAUUGUAUCAAUAUCAACAAUAGGAAGUACAACAACACUUCAUCGUUCAUUAUCAAUAGCAUCAAAUGAUACAAUAUUAGAUGAUAGUCAUCAAACAAAAGCAUUGAAAUUUGCUAUAAGUAUUGUUAUUGAAUAUAUUCGUUCAUUAAAUGGAUUUAAUAUUGAAGUUCAAUAUUUUAUUUAUGAAUUACUUGUUAAUUUACUUGUUAAAAAUAAUCAAUUUUUUCAACUUCAACAAUUAAUUCAAUAUCAAGUUUUAACGGAUUCAUUAAAACUUGCUUGUCUCCUUCUUUCUCUGUCUCAUAAACAACAACCAACAACACAAAUAGCACUUGAUAUGCUUAAACGUUUAACAAAAGCAAAUGAAGAAAUUGUUGAAAUACUUCUUGGAAAUAAUUUCGUGAUAGAAGCACUUCAUUUCUGUAUAGAACAUAUACCAAUAACACGAGCAUUAGCANAUAUGUUCUACGUGCAAUUUUUGUAUUAUUUUGAUUGA
Messenger RNA from Rotaria sp. Silwood2, 2886 nucleotides. Lineage: Eukaryota; Metazoa; Rotifera; Eurotatoria; Philodinida; Philodinidae. The record is from the annotation of a GenBank genome assembly.